ACUCUUCUUCCCACCUCCCCUCCCAGCGCUGAAAGGUCACGCCCGGACCAGGGCCGGCGGCGGCGGGACCAGCACGGAACCGGGUCCAGUCCAGGCGAGCGUGUGAACGCGCCAUGCGGUGGUUGCGGCAAGGCUGCUGCGCGCUGCCGGUCUUCCUGGUGGUCUGGUCCUCGACCACUUUCAUCGUGUCCUACGUGAUCGCGCUGUUCAGGCGCGACGUGGACGUGCUGUUCCCGUACAUCAGUGACACAGCAGCAAAGCCGCCAGAGAGCUGCAUAUUCGGCUUGAUGACAUUUGUUUCUGCGUGUGCAGGCGUGGCGACCGUCUACGGCAGGUUCAAGUUCGUGGAGAAGCUGAGCGAGGUGGGCGCGGCGACGGCGCUCAACAAGGCGGCGCUGGCGCUGGGGAUGCUGUCGUGCUUGGGGAUGUGCGUGGUGGCCACGUUCCAGGAGACGGCGGUGACGGCGGUCCACGACGUCGGGGCCUUGCUCUUCUUCGUCUCGGGCGUCCUCUACAUCAUCCUGCAGGCCGGCAUCUCCUACCGCGCCUCGCCGGACGGAGCCUCGGCGGCGGUGCGCAGGGCCCGGCUGGCCGUGGCCGUCGUCGCCUCCCUGGCCUUCUUCCCGACCGUCAUUUGCGCCUUUUUCGUCGAGCAAACGGACCUGCACCGAGACACCGCCAGCACGGAUUAUCCGUUCCACGUGGCCAGCGCGGUGUGCGAGUGGAUCGUGGCCUUCAGCUUCAUCUGCUUCUUCCUCACUUACAUCGACGACUUCAAACUGUUUACCGUGCGGGUGAAGGCCGAACUCCUGUAGCGGAACCGCAGCGGCGCGACGGCGGAACUCGAACUUUGGCCUUCCGCUCUUGCGACACCGCGGCGGCGCCUCUUUUGAGGAAAAAAAAAAAAAAAAAGUUACGACAAACGGAUGUAAUCGACCGGCGCUGUCAUCACGUGACGCUGUUCACGCAGCCACUUUAUAUUUUUAUGCCUUUGCCAGCGUGACUGACCGAAAGUCUUUUUAAGUAGUGCACUACGCCCGCUCGACAGUUUUCGACCGACCUCGCACGACCUUCAGGUUCACAACGCGGUCGCCGUUUUGGUUUGGCGAAUUCCAGCAAACGAACCAAACAGGAAUCAUUUCAGCAGCGAUGAUGAGAACGACCAAUUUGGAAAAAAAUACAUAAAAAUCACUGAAAAUGUCCGCCGUCGGCGUGAACAUUUUUUUUUUUUUUUUUUAAUAAAACACGCUGUUAAACAACGACCUCUGGUUACUCCUAACAGUGUAAAAACAGGGCGGUCAUAACAUUUUGAAACGUUAAAAUAUGAGUCCGAACAAAACCAAAAUAAUUUUGCCACAAUUCACGCAUAAAAAUGUAGGGUCAAUGAAAUUUAUAUCAAAUUUGCAAAUUAUACUUCAGAAAUAAGUAAUUUGUUUAUAAAUAUAUAUAUAUAUAUAUAUGAAAGAGAGAGAGAGAGAUCUAAAAAUAUAUAUAAUAAAUAUAAAAGUGAGCGAUAAAAUUCAUGAUCCACAGGGCCAGUGCUACAAAUAGGCCUAAUCGUAUUGUCAAUUAUAUCAUAUUUGAGAAAUGGAUGUCCAACUUACCUUAGUUUGGAUAUGCUCCUGUACAUUUUUUUUUUUUUUGCUCCUCGGCUUCCAUAUUUGAUCAUAUCGGAACGCACAGCACGCAGCACUUUGGCGGGAACGUCCACUUUUUGUUUGUGUUCAGUUGUUGGUCCAGUUUUUGUUCCUAUCUGCAUGGUUACACUUUUUUCAAAGUCUAGAAAAUGUUUUGAUCAAUUUCCCCGGCUCGUUUUGCAAAAGUGACAUUUUCAGCUGAAAAAACUCGGAAUUUUCCGCGAAAAAAAAAUUCUCAUCCCUGUUGAGUGAACCCAUCCAAUAUGGCGGCGUGCCCCGGUUGUAGUCACGUGGUCGAGAACAGUCUAUAGUCGGAAAGUUUAUUUACUGCUUGUGACUCGUGUAUAUAUUAUGUCUAAAUAUCAUUUCACGAGGAAUUCAUCAGUAUUACAAGACCAAAUGCCAUCCAUCAUGUGCCUAAAUGUGUCAAUUUUUUUUUUUGAGGGGGGGAGGGAACGACAUUUCAAAGGAUAUUUUUUGAGUCAACACUGUCGAAGCAGCAAUAAGGACACAUUUUACAAUGUAUUGAAAAAAAAUAAUAUGUAUACACAGGCUUUGUGUCUACUGUGAUCGAAAUGCAUUUUUUAAAGUGUUUUGUCAGAAUCCUGCUUUUUUUUUGUGUCGCUGUAAAAAAAAAACGGAUAAAAAUUUGAAUCACUUGCACAACUUUGGAACUUUGUGGGUCCGUUCGUAAAUAUUAGGGAUUAAUUUCACACAACAGCCUGUGACAGAACUCUCACAAAUUGCAAAUAAACAUGCAAACAUGGUCGUUGUCGCCCUCUAGCGGCACAUAAAAGAUUGUAUCAUUUCAGUGUAUAUUUUUAAAUAUAUCUUGUAAAAGUUUUGUAUAAAGAUAGAAAAUGAAUUGAUUGAACCGAUUUUAUAAAACGUAAAUCAUAUAAGAACUCUCACGAAUUGCUUAUAAACAUGCAAACAUGUUCGUUGUCGCCCUCUAGCGGCAUAUAAAAGAUUAUAUCAUUUCAGUGUAUAUUUUUAAAUAUAUCUUGUAAAAGUUUUGUAUAAAGGUACAACAUGAAUUGAUGAAUCGUACCCAUUUUACAAAACGAAAAUCAUAUGAGCGUCACUUGAAUGCUGUCUCCUUAUUUUGUCCAUUAAAAGCAAAACUGAAU
This is a messenger RNA of Syngnathoides biaculeatus (alligator pipefish), 2767 nucleotides long. RefSeq names its product DNA-damage regulated autophagy modulator 1 (gene dram1). Gene Ontology annotation, cellular component: lysosome. The record is from RefSeq and is a predicted model, not a curated record. Gene Ontology annotation, biological process: regulation of autophagy. The transcript has 7 exons. The coding region runs from base 114 to 815 and encodes 233 amino acids. Lineage: Eukaryota; Metazoa; Chordata; Actinopteri; Syngnathiformes; Syngnathidae.